CUCUCUUCUCUUGGGAGCAUAAUUUACAGAAAGAAAUUUAAAAGAAAAAAAGAUAAAACAGACACACCCAAAAGCAUCCCAUCCAUCAAUUUCUUGGCCUGCUAAAAAGCAAACCCAGAAGUAAUUAACAAUCUCCCUUUGCUUAUCCAUAUUAACACUUGUUUUAUGAGCGGCUUUGACACUAAACAAGGGUAGGAUGAUGUUUGGGGCUGUGUGCUUGGUAGACACAUCAAGUGGGAGGGAGAGUAUCUUUAGGGAAAAAGAGAAGAAGAGGUCAGCAACUGCACGCUUUGCUUCUUGAGCUGAACAACCUCAGAAGGCCUAGCCUUGGCUAAAGCUAUAGCUUAGCUACCUCCACCCUUUCCUUUGUAAUAAGAGGGACUCUGGUUGCGUGUGUACUCGUCCAUUUCUGUUUCCUGUUUUGGGGUCGGAAUCUCUCUCUUUUCUCUCUCUCUCUCUGGUUAUUUCUCUUGUGCCGAAAAUCACUCUCAACUCUCAAAAACUGUUUCACAUCCAAGUCUCAAAAGAGAGAAAGCACAACAGAGAACCCACUCAGAAAGAUAAAAGCUUUGGCCUAGAGAUAUCAAUCCCACACCUAUUAUAGCUUCACAUAUCCCUUUUGCUUUUGGGUCGGUGCUCUAUUUGUUUUCUUCUUCCUUCAUCAUCUCUGUGGGGUUUUACAUUGGCUUCUCUUGUUGUUAUAACUAUUUCAGUCUUUGAGGUUUUCCUUCAAUCAACAUUUCUGUCUGAAUUUUCUUCUGUGCCUCAUAAUAUUAAGGUCUGAGUUUUGUCUUCCAAGUUUGGCUGCAAAGGUCUGAGCUUUGGUACUUGAAAGAUUUCUACAAGGAGUGAAGUUUCUCCAUAUCUAUUUUCUGGUGUGGAAAGUGGAGGGGGAAAACAAGAUUUUGAAUAUUUAUCAUCAUGGAAAAGACGGAGGGAGGUCCUCAACUUCUGGAUUUGAUUCCAAACGAAAGAGAGUGGCUUGUGAACAAAGGUGAGAGCCAUGGCUCUUCAGAAGAGAAGAAGUUGGAGCUAAGGCUUGGCCCUCCAGGUCAAGACUGGUCUAAUCUGACAGACAACACCUCCAGAGGCCAGAAAGAAAGAGAUGAGUCUCUUCUUUCUCUUGGCUACUUCUGCAACAACAGCAACAGCAGCAAUGGGAACCAAACCCACCAUUUUGCUUGCUCAGAGAGAAAGACUGUUCUUUCCUCUCCAUGGUCUUCUUCUUCUUCUCCCUCAGGGUACCCCCAGAACCAGACAAAAGGUCCUUCCUUUCUUCAGUUCUCCCAAAGCUCUCAGAGCCUGCCUGUCACCCAGAAGGCCUCACAGCCCUGUUGCACUAAAGCGGUGGACUUGCAGAGCGCAGAGAAGAAGAAAGCUUCUGCAAAUUCAGCUGUGACCAACACCACUUCCCAGAAAAGAACUGCUCCUGCUCCAGUUGUGGGUUGGCCUCCAAUUAGAUCUUUUCGGAAGAAUCUUGCAAGCACCAGCUCUUCAAAACCAGUCCCUGAGUCGCAAAAUGUAGCUCCCAGCAAGGUUCCUAAUGUUAAAACAGUCGAAACCAGCAGAAAAGGCAUGUUUGUGAAAAUCAAUAUGGAUGGAGUCCCCAUUGGGCGAAAAGUAGACCUCAGCGCUUAUACCAGCUAUGAAAAGCUCUCCUCUGCUGUUGAUGAACUCUUCCGUGGCCUGCUUGCAGCUCAAAGAGAUUCUAGUGCUGGUGGAAUUAAGAACACCCUCGAAGAAGAGAAAGAAAUUACAGGUUUAUUGGAUGGAAGUGGAGAAUAUACUUUGGUAUAUGAGGAUAAUGAAGGUGAUCGGAUGCUUGUUGGGGAUGUCCCAUGGCACAUGUUUGUGUCUACUGUGAAGAGGUUGCGUGUGCUCAAGAGCUCUGAACUUUCUGCCCUUAGUAUUCACACGGGUAAAGAUCUGAAGAACUGAGGAGCUCUACUCUGGAGAACUGAAGUCUGUACUUAAUUUUAAUAGACCUAAGUUUUGGUACUAUAAUUUCAUAAUUUCUCAGUGAAGAAAGGGAAAGAGAGACGGGAGAAAGUAGUAGCAGCAACCAGCUAAUGUGUAUGAGUGGUUUGAUUUUGCUGAAAAUAUUGUAUUAAUUCCUCUUGGCUCUAGUAGGAAGAAAGUAAAACAGACAGUGUUGUGUUGUGAUGGUACAUUAUUCUAACUUUUAGUCAUGUGUAAGAAAUCACUUUAGCCCCA
Argentina anserina (silverweed cinquefoil) is the source of this 2214-nucleotide messenger RNA. Its product is annotated as auxin-responsive protein IAA26. Gene Ontology annotation, molecular function: protein binding. The record is from RefSeq and is a predicted model, not a curated record. Gene Ontology annotation, cellular component: nucleus. The transcript has 6 exons. Gene Ontology annotation, biological process: regulation of DNA-templated transcription. The coding region runs from base 922 to 1938 and encodes 338 amino acids. Lineage: Eukaryota; Viridiplantae; Streptophyta; Magnoliopsida; Rosales; Rosaceae.